UCUAACCCUGCCCGUAGGGGUCCUUUUGCAUAACCAUUAUGCUGUCUCCCUAGCCCUUGACCUGCUCUUGUUUUUCCUGCCACAGGGAACAUCAUUGGAGCUUCACAUGUGUUCAUCAAUUCUUGCAGUUCUCCUCUGUUCAGACCCUACAGCACCCAAGUGGCCUAGGUUCUGAUCCCAGUUCUGACACAGGGUCACUCCCUCCAAAAGAGUAGUGGAAAUAAAUUUGAAUAAGCAAAACAGGCUUGCUGGAAAUAAAACCAGGACUCCCAGACUGCUCGAGUCAGCCUGCUCCCACAGUGGCCAGUGCAGAAGUCAGCUGGGCAGUGGUGGUGGCAGUGGCAGUGGCAGUGGCAUCGGCAUGCUCCUGGUGGUCGCAUUCUUAGUCAUGGUCAUGGGGACCCAGGCCUUCAACUUGCGAUUCCAGAGGGACUCGACCCAUCAGUUUAGCUGCUACCUCAGAGGACGACACGGCUUCAUAAAGGAGUGGAAGAAGUGGGAUUCUGUGCUCAUGCCACCCCCAAAGACAGCUGGCCUCACCCCCCCUCCAGAAUCCUGCAGGGCCAGUGAAGACGGACCCCUCAACAGCAGGUCCAUUUCCCCCUGGACAUACGUGUUGGACCGGGACGUGAACCGGCUCCCCCAGGACCUGUACCACGCCCACUGCCUGUGCCCGCACUGCGUCAGCCUGCAGACCGGCUCCCACAUGGACCCGCUGGGCAACUCGGAGCUGCUCUACUACAACCAGACGGUUUUCUACCGGCGGCCGUGCCGGGGGGCGGAGGGCGCACAGGGCAGCUACUGCCUGGAGCGCAGGCUCUACCGUGUGUCCAUGGCCUGUGUGUGCGUGCGGCCUCGUGUGGCGGCAUAGACCCAGCGCAGGGCCCUGGUGCGGGACAGCUGGAGCCACCCCCAGUCGCUAUGCACCUGCCAGCAAGCCCCACCUCCAGAGAAUCACCAGGAAUAACUUUGAGACAGCGAGGGGCCUGGGUGCCAGAAGACUGCAACGUUGCACUUUGGGGAGCGGGUGGGAUACGCUGGAGGGGUCUUAGGGAGCAUCAGGAGGCUUCCCUUGGACGAGAUUUUUAGGGGCUCUGCAGGCCGCUGUCUCCCUGGCCUCUCAGCGCAGCACAGCACAGCACAACACCGCACUUUCGGGUUGUUUGCGGAGCCCCUUAUCCCAUUUGUUCCAUUAGCCCUCCACCCACUCACACAUUCAUUCAUCAAAUAGUUGCCUGAGCUGCCUGUGUAGCGACUAGUCUCUGGCUGGCAGUGACUCUAAAGGAAAAGGCUGCUGUAUUGCAUGG
Molecule: messenger RNA, 1307 nt
Organism: Erinaceus europaeus (western European hedgehog)
Lineage: Eukaryota; Metazoa; Chordata; Mammalia; Eulipotyphla; Erinaceidae
Gene: IL25
Product: interleukin 25
Exons: 4
Coding region: 362-871 (169 amino acids)
Cellular component (GO): extracellular region
Molecular function (GO): cytokine activity
Source: RefSeq, a predicted model, not a curated record